This is a messenger RNA of Talpa occidentalis (Iberian mole), 6534 nucleotides long. RefSeq names its product cullin 7 (gene CUL7). NCBI's taxonomy places the organism in Eukaryota, Metazoa, Chordata, Mammalia, Eulipotyphla, Talpidae. Gene Ontology annotation, cellular component: Golgi apparatus. Gene Ontology annotation, molecular function: ubiquitin protein ligase binding. The transcript has 26 exons. Gene Ontology annotation, biological process: ubiquitin-dependent protein catabolic process. The record is from RefSeq and is a predicted model, not a curated record. The coding region runs from base 132 to 5288 and encodes 1718 amino acids.
CUCGACCCCUUCGGGGGCCCAGGCGCGGCCCAAAUCUCCGCCAGCGCCGCCGCCAUCGCCUGCGCCACGUCCCUAGCCCUGCGAAGGACAGGCCUCGCGCCAGGACCCCCGUCGACUUCUGAGGUGCCAGGAUGGUGGGGGAGCUCCGCUACAGGGAAUUCAGAGUGCCCCUGGGCCCCGGCCUGCAUGCCUAUCCAGAUGAACUGAUCCGCCAGCGUGUGGGCCACGAUGGGCAUCCUGAGUACCAGAUCCGCUGGCUCAUCCUCAGGCGUGGGGAUGAUGGGGACGGAGGUGCUAGCCAAGUGGACUGCAAAGCUGAGCACAUCCUGCUGUGGAUGUCCAACGAUGAGAUCUAUGCCAAUUGCCACAAGAUGCUGGGCGAGGAUGGCCAGGUCAUCGCGCCCUCCCCGGAGACUGCAGGGGAGGCUGGGACCCUCGACAAAUCUGUGCUGGUAGAGAUGGAAACAGAUGUGAAGUCUCUGAUUCAGAGGGCCCUUCGGCAGCUGGAGGAGUGUGUGGGCAGCACCCCUCCUGCUCCCCUGCUUCACACUGUGCACGUGCUCAGCGCCUACGCCAGCAUCGAGCCCCUCACUGGGGUCUUCAAAGACCCAAGGGUCCUGGACUUGCUCAUGCACAUGUUGAGUAGUCCUGACUAUCAGAUCCGCUGGAGCGCGGGCCGGAUGAUACAAGCCCUGGCCUCCCAUGAUGCUGGUGAGGGGCAGUGUGGGGAGGAAGGGGGAGCAGAAGAAGGGCUGGGUCGGCUCGGGGCCUCACAGGACACUGUGGCAGGAGCCUCUGAUCUCAUCAGAACCCGGACCCAGAUUCUUCUGUCUCUGAGCCAGCAAGAGGCCAUUGAGAAACAACUGGAUUUUGACAGCCGCUGUGCUCUGCUGGCUCUGUUUGCACAGGCCACACUCGCUGAACACCCCAUGUCUUUCGAGGGCAUUCAGCUGCCACAGGUCCCUGGAAGGCUGCUCUUCUCCCUGGUAAAGCACUAUUUGUAUGUCACCUCCCUCCUGGAUCAGCUAAAUGACAGUGCUACGGAAGCCGGAGCCCAGAACAACGCUGCUCCUGAGGAGCUGAGUGGGGAGAGGGGUCGGCUGGAGCUGGAGUUCUGCAUGGCCAUGGGCACCCUGAUCUCAGAGCUGGUGCAGGCCAUGCGCUGGGACUGGGCUUCAAGCAAGGAGGGGCCCUCCACACGGUCCUCCUGUUCCAUCUUCCAGCCCCAGUCAGCAGAAGCAGGCCCAGGGCUCCCCGCUGCCCAUUCUCGGCCCUCCCUCAGGAGGUCAAGGCGCUUUCGCCCUCGCUCUGAGUUUGCAAGUGGCAAUACCUAUGCCUUGUAUGUGCGGGACACCCUGCAGCCAGGGAUGCGAGUGCGGAUGCUGGAUGAUUACGAAGAGAUCAGUGCCGGUGACGAGGGUGAGUUCCGGCAGAGCAAUAAUGGCGUGCCCCCUGUGCAGGUGUUGUGGGAGUCAACGGGCCGCACCUAUUGGGUGCACUGGCACAUGCUGGAGAUCCUGGGCUUUGAGGAAGACAUUGAGGACGUGGUCGAGGCUGAGGAGUACCGGGGGGCAGUGAUCAGUGGAGCGCUGGGUAUAGCCCUGCCCUCCUGGCGGUGGAAGCCCAUGGCAGAGCUCUACGCCGUGCCCUACGUGCUGCCUGAGGAUGAGGACGCUGAGGAGAGUGAACACCUGACCCAGGCCGAGUGGUGGGAGCUCCUCUUCUUCAUCAAGAAGCUGGAUGGACCUGACCAUCAGGAGGUCCUCCAGAUUCUCCAGGAAAACCUGGAUGGAGAGAUUCUGGAUGAUGAGAUCCUGGCUGAGCUGGCUGUGCCCAUGGAGUUGGCACAGGACCUGCUGCUGGCUCUGCCUCAGCGACUCGAUGACAGCGCUCUCAGGGACCUGCUCAACUGCCGUGUCUACAGGAAAUAUGGGCCCGAGGCCCUGGCAGGGCAGCUGGUCUACCCAUCCCUGCUAGAAGCCCAGAACCAACCUCAGGAAUCAGCAGAUGCAGCCAAAGUGAAAGCAAAAGACCCCUCAGCUCAGUGCCCCAGCACUCCCCUGCAGCAUCUGGUGGAGGGUUAUGGUCCAACUGGGAAGAUCUUCCAGGACCUGGAACGAGCCUUCAGCUCAGAGGGGGCCCAGGAGAGUGAGGUCAAGCCGAUCCUCCAACAGCUCCUGCGGCAGCCCCAGCCCUUCCUGGUGCUCAUGCAGAGCCUUGACACCCCAGCUGCCAACAGGGCCCUGCACCUGGCCGUUCUCAGAAUCCUGAAGCAGUUGGCGGAUAUCCCUGAGGCCCUGCUGCUCCCCUGGCAUGAGGCCAUGGAUGCCUGCAUGACCUGCCUGCGGUCCCCAGACACUGAUCGAGAGGUGCUCCAGGAACUGAUUUUCUUCCUGCACCGCUUGACCUCAGUGAGCAGGGACUACGCCGUGGUGCUGAAUCAGCUGGGAGCCCGAGAUGCCAUCUCCAAGGCCCUGGAAAAGCACCUGGGCAAGCUGGAGCUGGCUCAGGAGCUGCGGGACAUGGUGUUCAAGUGUGAGAAGCACGCCCACCUCUAUCGGAAGCUCACCACCAACAUCCUGGGAGGCUGCAUCCAGAUGGUGCUGGGCCAGAUCGAAGACCACAGACGAACCCACCGACCCAUCAACAUCCCCUUCUUUGACGUGUUCCUCAGGCACCUGUGCCAGGGCUCCAGUGUGGAAGUGAAGGAGGACAAGUGCUGGGAGAAGGUGGAGGUGUCCUCCAACCCCCACCGGGCCAGCAAGCUGACAGACCGCAACCCCAAAACCUACUGGGAGUCCAACGGCAGCGCCGGCUCCCACUACAUCACCUUGCACAUGCGCCAGGGCGUCCUCGUCAGGCAGCUGAAUCUGCUGGUGGCUGGCGAAGACUCAAGCUACAUGCCGGCCAGAGUGGUGGUGCUCGGCGGCGACAGCACCAGCUCCCUUAACACAGAACUCAACUCGGUCAACGUGAUGCCCUCCGCCAGCCGGGUGAUCCUUUUGGAGAAUCUGAACCGCUUCUGGCCCAUCAUACAGAUCCGCAUAAAGCGCUGCCAGCAGGGCGGCAUUGACACUCGCAUUCGGGGGUUGGAGAUCCUGGGCCCCAAGCCCACGUUCUGGCCAGUGUUCAGGGAACAACUGUGCCGUCACACACGUCUCUUCUACAUGGUUCGGGCGCAGGCCUGGAGCCAGGACAUAUCCGAGGACCGCAGGAGCCUCCUGCACCUGAGUUCUAGACUCAAUGGGGCUCUGCGGCAGGAGCAGAAUUUUGCUGAUCACUUCCUCCCCGACAAUGAAGCUGCCCAGGCACUGGGCAAGACCUGCUGGGAGGCCCUGGUCAGCCCCCUGGUGCAGAACAUCACUUCCCCCGAUGAGGACGGCAUCAGCCCCCUGGGCUGGCUGCUGGACCAGUACCUGGAGUGUCGGGAGGCUGCCCACAACCCCCAGAGCCGCGCAGCAGCUUUCUCCUCAAGAGUGCGCCGCCUCACCCACCUGCUGGUGCACGUGGAGCCCUGUGAGGCGCCCCCUCUGGUGGUGACCACUGCUCGCCCCAAGGGCAGAAAUAGAAGCCAUGACUGGAGCUCCCUGGCUACUCGGGGACUGCCCAGCAGCAUCAUGAGAAACCUGACCCGCUGCUGGCGGUCUGUGGUGGAGGAGCAGGUCAACCAUUUCCUGACCUCACACUGGCGGGAUGACGACUUUGUGCCACGCUACUGUGAACACUUCAGUCAUCUGCAUAAGUCAAGCUCUGAGCUGUUUGGCCCACGGGCAGCUUUCUUGCUGGCGCUGCAGAACGGCUGUGCUGGUGCCCUGCUGAAGCUCCCCUUCCUCAAAGCUGCCCAUGUGAGUGAGCAGUUUGCCCGGCACAUUGACCAGCGGAUCCAGGGCAGCCGGAUUGGUGGCGCCCGAGGAAUGGAGAUGCUGGCGCAGCUGCAGCGAUGCCUGGAAACUGUCCUCAUUUUCUCUGGCCUGGAGAUAGCCACCACCUUUGAGCAUUACUACCAACACUACAUGGCGGACCGUCUCCUGGGCGUGGGCACGAGCUGGCUGGAGGGGGCUGUGCUGGAGCAGAUCGGUCCCUGCUUCCCCAAUCGCCUCCCCCAGCAGAUGUUACGGAGCCUGAGCACCUCCGAGGAGCUGCAGCGCCAGUUCCACGUCUACCAGCUCCAGCGGCUCGAUCAGGAACUCCUGAAGCUGGAGGACUCGGAGAAGAAAAUUCAGGUGGGCCGUGAGGCCAGUGGCAAAGAGCACGAGAGGAGGACGGAGGAGGAAGCAAAGGAACCUGGGGCGGCGGUGGCAGACGUGGAGGAGGAGGAGAACGAGGACCUCUACUAUGAAGGCGCCAUGCCUGAAGUGUCUGUGCUGGUCUUGUCAUCACGCUGCUGGCCUGUUGCCACCAUCUGCCACACGCUGAACCCCAGAACUUGCCUGCCCACCUACCUGAGGGGAACUUUGAACCGAUACUCCAACUUCUACAACAAGAAUCAUAGCUACCCUGCCCUAGAGCGGGAGCCACAGAGACGACUGCAGUGGACGUGGCUAGGCCGGGCUGAAAUACAGUUUGGGGACCAGAUCCUACAUGUGUCCACCGUGCAGAUGUGGCUGCUGCUGUAUCUCAACGACUUGCAGGCGGUCUCUGUGGAGAGUCUGCUAGCACUCUCGGGGCUCUCUCCAGACAUGCUGAACCAGGCAAUUGGGCCUCUUACGGCUUCAAGAGGCCCCCUGGACCUUCACGAGCCAAAGGAUGUCCCAGGAGGGGUGCUCAAGGUUCGCGAUGGCAGCGAGGAGCCCAGGCCAAGGAGGGGCAAUGUGUGGCUCAUCCCACCUCAGACAUACCUGCAAGCUGAGGAUGAGGAGGGGCGGAACCUGGAGAAGAGACGGAACCUGCUAGACUGCCUCGUGGUCCGGAUCCUCAAGGCCCAUGGGGAUGAGGGGCUGCAUAUUGACCAGCUAGUCUGCCUGGUGCUGGAGGCUUGGCAGAAGGGCCCAUGUCCUCCCAGGGGUUUGGUCAGCAGCCUUGGGAGGGGGUCUGCCUGCAGCAGUACUGAUGUCCUUUCCUGCAUCCUACACCUGCUGGGCAGGGGCACGGUGAGACGCCACGAUGAUCGGCCCCAGACGCUGUCCUAUGCAGUCCCCGUGACCGUGAUGGAGCCUCACACUGAGUCUCUGAACCCAGGCUCCUCGGGCCCCAACCCUCCACUCACUUUCCACACCCUCCAGAUUCGUUCUCGGGGUGUGCCCUAUGCCUCCUGCACCGGCACCCAGAGCUUCUCUACCUUCCGGUAGCCCUGGAGAUGGGGUCAGAGCUAGGAAGGGCUGGAGCUUUCUACAGAAAUAAAAUGCAGGAGUUUGACUACAUGGAUUGUGUGCAUUUGGUGGCUUCUAGGGAUUUGAUAGGGAGGGUGCUUUCCUGACUGAAAGGGGAGAAGAGCCCUCUGGGUUGGUUGUCGCAGACCAUGCCAGGAUCAUUGUGUUAGGAAAAGGGUGGCAGACUGGAGAGAGAGUGAGGCGUGCCUUAACAUUCCCCUCUCGCCAGGGGGAGUAAAUGAACAUGAACGAAUUCUCAGCCCCUGCUCGGUGGGUGGGCAUAGGCUCAGGUGCUUCUGCCUGGCAGGCCAGAGACCCAGCCCACCUCGCCAUGCACCAGAUGACAUGUCCCUCAGACAUUGUCAAGUGGGACUCCCUUACCCUCAUUUGUGGAAUUGGAGGAGAAUCCCUGUGGUGCUCUGAGGGACAUUUGACCCGGUGAAGGUGUUGCCAGCGAGGGCCUCUCUUGGCCACCACACGCACCAGUGGGUUCAGUGCUGGAGAAGGUGGGUAGGGUGACGGUGAGUGAGACCCUAGAACCUAAAUAUGUACUCUAUCCCAGACGCUUCAGGAUCUGGAUAUAAACUAACAUAGGAUUGCAGCCCUGAGGCCAUGGGGGCCCCUCUCUCCCCUGCUCUGCCUUUGCCCCUCCCAGCAGAAUUGCACUCAGUGGCCAAAGCCAGGCCCUAAGUAGCCCUGAGGGCCUGGUGGCACCGCAGUGGGGGAGGUGUGCUCUGUGCUGCUGGGAUUGGCUCCCCUGGCCCCACCCACACCGAGCCAGGGCAGGCGGGGCUGGGAGACUCAAUGCAGGGCAGAGCUCUGCAUGUUGGCUGGGGCCUUUAGGGGAGGAGGAAAUGAGUGACCCAAGCAUCCUCAAUCUGUGGUUUUUGCAGCUCAGAGGCAAGAGGGAGAAAGCAGCUACAGAAAACACUGGGAGAAAAGGGUAAGGAAGAGUCAGAUGGUGGGAGAGGAACAGACCUGAAGGGACUAGGAAUGACUCAGUUCUGAGAUUGGGAAUACAGACUAUCCUCAAACAGUGGGUACCUUUAGGACUUUUCAACUUGGCAAUAGUAUGAAAGUGAUGAGCAUUCAGUAGAAACUAUAUUUCAAAUUCUGUAUUUUGGUCUUUCCUCCGGCUGUCGAUAACCAUGAUACUGUCGUGAUGCUGGCAGCCUCAAUGAGCCGCAGCGCCUAGCCUCAUGCUCAAGAGGGUAAACCACCAACA